ACCUCAUUGCGAUUACUGUAGUUUCAAGGCUCACAGUGGUACCUACAUACAUGCAGGCAAGCCUGAGCCAUCGCAAUCUGCAGGCGACAACUGACAAGACCCUUUGUUUCUGCCAGCCCGAGGUCUGAUCAGCAACAAAGUCCCACAGCAUCCCCGUUCGACACAACAACAGUAGAGCACCAGUGCCUACGUCCCAGGGUUAGGUACAUUAACUUGUCCUUAUUAUUGGCGCUGCCGUUUCGACUGAAGUCAUCGACAACCGAGUGUGCCAACCCCCUCGUCGUCCCCAGGCCCGUUCGUCUGGUCCAUUUCACAAAACCACACUAUUACCACUUGGCCAUAAUCAUCCUCCGCGUUCUGACGGUCAAAAUUCAACUCCAUUUCCACGAGCUACGAUAAAGCGUCCAAUAAAGAACCGUACUGAGCCCUAAGAUUUAAGCGGGGGAGGAUUCUAUCAAUUCAAGAAGGCGUAGCUGAGCACGCUGCUCCAAACGCAGCACCAUGGCCAACAGGAAUUACGAUGUACUCAUCAAGCUGCUGCUCAUAGGCGACUCGGGCGUGGGUAAAUCCUGCUGCCUCCUGCGGUUCAGCGAAGACUCUUUCACGCCGUCAUUCAUCACCACGAUCGGCAUCGACUUCAAGAUCCGCACAAUCGAACUCGACGGUAAACGGGUCAAGCUGCAGAUAUGGGACACCGCCGGUCAGGAACGCUUCCGCACCAUCACGACCGCAUACUAUCGCGGAGCCAUGGGCAUCCUGCUAGUCUACGACGUCACCGACGAGAGGUCCUUUAAUAACAUUCGCACGUGGUUCGCAAACGUCGAGCAGCACGCCAGCGAGGGUGUGAACAAGAUCCUAAUCGGAAACAAGUGCGAUUGGGAGGAGAAGCGGGCCGUGUCUACAGAGCAAGGCCAAGCGUUGGCCGACGAGCUCGGCAUUCCAUUCCUUGAGGUUUCGGCUAAGGGCAACAUCAACAUCGACAAGGCGUUCUACAGCUUAGCAUCCGACAUCAAGAAGCGUACCAUUGAUACGCAAAAAGACUUCCAAAACCCCGGCUCCGUCAACGUCAACGCCGGCGCGCAAGGCAACUCCGCAGGCGGCAUGGGCGGAAAGUGCUGCUAGAGGAAGAUGGAGAAUCCAGAAGUGCAGCAGUACAUCUGCGAUGAUCAUUGAUGACUUUUUUGUUUGCUCAUGAGGAAAUGCUUGGGAAGGAUUUUUGAUUCCGAAAUUGACUCAGCUUCGUCCAAGCAUUUUCAGCCAGUUACUGAAACGGCCCAUAUGCCCAUUGGUGAGGUUCCUUGUGAGGAAUAUCCUCUGAGAUAUUCGGUCGAUGCUUUAGCGAAAGCAGACAUGAGCGCGGGAGCGAGGCUCUGCUGGCCACGCCAGCUAGAGCUAUACACGAAUGGCGCGGGGGAGGCAGAGCUGUCGCAUUUUUCUUUCUACAGCAUAUAUGCAGUGUCGACUCUUUUUAUUUCCUCUUGCCGGUUCCACGAGCGCCUUUACUCACUGGCGUCAUAUGAUAUUACGCAAUCUGGCUGGAUGCGAGUCGUUGUGUAUGGGGCGAGUCCUCUUGCAUGCAUGGUUUGUCUUUUUUUUGCCAUGAGCGCGAGCGAGGAGAAGCUAGGUCGAGGUGACUGGUAAGAAUGUUGCAAAUAUUUGGCCACGGAGUUUGGGUUGACUUGAUAGUUCUUUGCUAGUAUUACAUUGCCUUUGAUUGAGUACCAUAGACAUCUUCUCUUGUCUCUUCUAAAUUGUGGCUACAUUUAAUAAUCUCCAAGAAAGAUAACUUCUUUUGCUACAAGGCAUGAGCUCCCGCUGCGAUAUGACAAGCUUACAGUCGUC
Messenger RNA from Pyricularia oryzae 70-15, 1842 nucleotides. RefSeq names its product GTP-binding protein ypt2. The transcript is spliced from 3 exons. The record is from RefSeq and is a predicted model, not a curated record. Gene Ontology annotation, biological process: protein localization to plasma membrane; protein secretion; regulation of exocytosis. NCBI's taxonomy places the organism in Eukaryota, Fungi, Ascomycota, Sordariomycetes, Magnaporthales, Pyriculariaceae. Gene Ontology annotation, cellular component: plasma membrane; endosome. Gene Ontology annotation, molecular function: GTP binding; GTPase activity. Bases 502 to 1122 code for a protein of 206 amino acids.